Messenger RNA from Hypoxylon fragiforme, 3934 nucleotides. RefSeq names its product ribosome 60S biogenesis N-terminal-domain-containing protein. Gene Ontology annotation, biological process: maturation of 5.8S rRNA from tricistronic rRNA transcript (SSU-rRNA, 5.8S rRNA, LSU-rRNA); maturation of LSU-rRNA from tricistronic rRNA transcript (SSU-rRNA, 5.8S rRNA, LSU-rRNA). NCBI's taxonomy places the organism in Eukaryota, Fungi, Ascomycota, Sordariomycetes, Xylariales, Hypoxylaceae. The transcript is spliced from 2 exons. Gene Ontology annotation, cellular component: nucleolus. The coding region runs from base 252 to 3677 and encodes 1141 amino acids. The record is from RefSeq and is a predicted model, not a curated record.
CUAUCAGAUAGUAAAUAUAGUACAUAUGCAUAUCAACUGCGCAAACGAUUUCACGUGGGUUUUUUUUAGGAACUGGGUUACGGUUCUUUGGUAUUGACAUCAAGUUGCAAGAAAUACAGAAUCAUAAUUAGGUUCAAUUAGAAAGCAAUCAACCGUUUAACUUGUCACGCUUCAGCUGCGCACAGGACUAGACUGAACCUCAACGAUGAUGCCGUAGUUAAGCGCAUUUUCCUUUGAAACAACAACGAACGAUGGCGAAGCGCAAGUCUUACGGAGGCGAGGGCGGUCAUACUGGGAAGAAGCAGAAGACUGCCCAUGUGCACGAGGCUCCCACUUCUGAGGAGGUUUUCACCGGACGGCAGCUUCUCCAGUUGCUUGCUUUCGAGCAAGACCUUCAGAAAGCCAGGCAUGGCCUACAGUCGUUCAAGAACCUCCUCGAUGCUAUCCUCAACAACGAAGACGAGAACUCCGAAAAGCUGCAGAUAGUGCUUGAGUAUCUGGAAUCGGUAAAGCCAAGAGAGACGGAAGACGAAGUCCCCGUGUACCUACCUGAUAUAAUGGAGACAUGGAGCAUGGCCUCGCAACUGAAUAACGAAAAUGUCAUGUCUGCCGUUGCCGUCGUGCUUGCCCUGCUACUCAAGAUUAUAUCCGGAAACAUGGACCUAGUAGCGUACGGUCUAGGAAUAUGUCGAACCCUUCUCCAAAAGCGCCAGCAAGAACUGCUUGCCAAGAAUCUUUCCGCCGACAAUGGCAAAGAUUUUAUAAUAUCGCCCACGUUGAGAUUACUCAAGGAGGUUGUCUCGUUAGAUGGCGGUGCUCUCGCUGCCCCGAUCUUCAGAGCUAGGAGCAAUACGUUCAAAUCGCUCGCCAGGAAUAUGGGUCUGAGAUAUCUAGGAGAAGGCAUAGAAGACCCCAAACGACCGUCCGUCAGAACGAAUGCGAUCCGUUUUCUGCUAAGCAGUCUCAGGCUUCUCCAUUUCGAAGCGAAACGAGACCUACUAUCUCAGAAGGAUAUCGUGGCUGCGCUCAUGAGACAUAUCAGAAAAGAUCCCCCUUCUUUAAUACAGGAAAUACUAAGCACUCUAAGAGCUUCUGUCAUCCUCGACAAGAAGUUACCUAAGGAAUCUAAGAUCAGGAUACUGAAUGCCAACUCGCUCAUCAAGAUAUCAGAACUUUAUGGUUAUCCUGAGGAUACCACAGAACCCAAAGACGAUAAUGAGGGCGUGCGACCCUCAGUGGAGGAUUCGGCUCACGCAUUCCUACUUGCUGCCUGUACCGAUACGAGCGCCGGUAUACGGCGGUCAGAACACGGUUAUUACCCCGAGGGCGUAGAUCCCAACGCGGUGCCUUCAGGGGCCAACAGCGUCAAGCUCGUGAACAUGAGCAUCGACAGCAUUCCCUGGAUGAGCAAGUUCGAAGACGAAGUCCCCGUCCGAAAUACGCUACUGGCCGAGUUUAUACAGACAUUGCGUCCAUGGUCCAACACGAAACAAAACGAACUUUUGGUGGCCAUCUUCGAGAGCUCGCCUGAGCUAAUUGCCCAUUACUUUUGCCACAAAAAAUCCUUCUUAUUCGACCCAAAGCUCUCGGCUACGUGGAUUGGAUAUGCCGCGUUGCUGUAUAAUGUCAUCCAACUCCCGAUCCCGCCUUGGUUCGGGCACCCCAAGGGUUACGCGAGAGUUCCGCCCCCUACCUCUGUGGUGCUUGGGAAUUUGAUUCCGUUGCCUAUGACGUCUAAAGCCAUACUACGAUGCUUCUCGAUCAAGUCCAAAUUGGCGUCUUUCUACGCUAUCCGUAUAUUGACAUUAGUGUUACAAAAGCUUGGACGAGCUCUGGAGAUGCACCGAGAGGCAUCUCCCUCGUCUGAAUCUAUCUGGGAGGAGGCUGCUCGGCGACUGCUUGAUGAGUUCUACGAAAAGAUUCCAGAUAUCAAGGACGUUAUAAAAUGUUACACGAGUUUAGACCAAGAUGAUCUGCUUCAACGGCAAGCUGCGAGUCGCUUGUUAUUACUUUAUUAUGAAGUUAUUCCACAGCUUGCCUUAAGGGCCAAGUUUGAUGUCUCGCCCAUACUUCUCGCGACCAUCAAACGGGUCGAGGCUUCUAAAGAGACGACAGAAUAUGUCGCCAUGUCAAUAUUAGAACUUGAAAACCUAUGCGCCAUUGCGAAAUAUUCUCCAAGCAUGCGGUGGUUCGCCAAAACCUCCGAUAUCCCCCAUUCCCCUUUUACAACCCUCUUAAGAUUAUCUGUCGAACGGACGACCAACCUCUCUAACGAGAGUCUGAACAAUGUUUUACAUUGGGUGGCUAGCGAAUACCAAUUGGUGGAGAAUCGGCCGAAGUCUCCAGGGUUGCAACCUCUCUUUGCUGCGUUGAGAAGUCUUGAGAAUAUAGAUACCGCUAUCUGGACAUUCCUGGAUAACUGUGUUGAGCGGUGCGCCAGGACCCCGGUCAAGUACCUGGAGAUGAUUGAAGAACAGCUGGCAAAGGCCACUGUCUCAGAGGAUGAAGAUACGGUUGCGUAUCCUCUCAUGAUGACAAUCGCGGAACAAAUUCCGUUCCUGAUAUCAUCAUCCCCUUCGAAAGCUACACUCAAAUCUUUUGUUAAGUUACUUUCAGAAUACCUCGGACAUUCACUGGCUGCUGGAGUGAACGAGUCUUUCCUGGAAGCCUCCAAGGGGCUCUUUGCUGCUGGUCUUGGAGACAAGAAGCUCGUGGAAAAGUUGCGCAUCCCCGAUAGAAAGAAGGCCGCAUUAAAGCCACAAGAUGAUCCUAAUGUGCUCAACAUUAUUGAGACCAAUGGCUUGUACGAUGGAAUGGCCGAUGGGCAGAUCACUGAAAUUAGCCCAGAAGAGCUGGAGGAGAAGCUCGCUGUACCCAUUACCACCACCAAGGACAAUUCGUUAUCAAGAUGGUCAUCCAAGACGCCAGAAGAACUCGUCGAGGAAGGAUAUGCAUCAUCAUUAAUACGCCUGCUUUCCUCGGAGCACUCAAGCAUUCGCAAGGAAGCACUGACGAAUAUCAUCAAGAUGGCCUCGAAGAUCAGAGAAUCCGCGUACGAGAACAACGAGCAGGUAUGGCUCCUCCUCAUGGAACUUGCCGAGUCGACACGAAGCGCAGUCGACGAAGGACCCGUGCCCAGCGUCAUCAUCGCCUUCGCCUGCAAAGCUCUCGAGGUCCUCAUGAACCCGCUCCACUGCCUCUACGAGAAGAUCAACCUCUUCCUCACCGGCCGCCCCGUGUGGUCUCUCGACCGCAUCCCGCUCCUCCAGGACAUCCUCCAGGAGGGCCCGACCGAGGACGGCGCGUUCUACUCCGAGGUCAGCUGGCUGCUCGGCCUCCUGCUCGAGAGCCUCCGGACCCCCGAAGACAUCGCCCUGUUCCACAAGCGGAAAGUGUUCGAGCGGCUGCUGGCGCUCCCGUGCAACCCGUUCAUGGGCCUGAACUUGCGCACCCAGGUCCUCCGCAUCGUAUACAGGGCUACGGGGAUCACGGGGGGAAGCGAUACGCUGAUCACGCGGUUCGGGGCCGUGGGGUGGGUGUUGGCGAGGAGAGAUGCGGCGGGUGGUGUGGAGAGGGGUGUCUACCAGGCGCUGCUUAGACGGCUGUGGGAGACGUGCGAUCAGAGGCGUAUUGCGGUGUGGAGUGAAAAGGGGGUGGGAAGGCUUGUGGAGAGGUGAUGUAGUGUAGGUGUAUGCUCAGGAAGUUGUACCCAAUGGCAAGUUUAUGUACCUACCUAUACAUAGCGUGACAUGCCAUGCGAGCUGAUACUACUAGUUAUGUAUCAAUGAUGAAUAUUUCGAAACCUGGGUUUUGCUUCCAAGUUGUUUGCUCCCUACCGUACCUAAGGCUACCUACCUUAUGUUAUAGAUACAUUGAAUUAAUACAUUCAACUCAUGUCGAUUCAGGCAUCGAGCUCUGGGGGCUUAGGACCCAC